GGCUGCUGGAUGGCGAAACUGUCAUCCAUAGGCGUAUCCAAUAUUUAAACCACUUCAUAUUUAAUUUGCUAUCACAAUUUCACAAAUUUCGCUACACAAUUAACAAAAAAACAAAACCAAACAGGAUAUUCUUUACAAAUUUGUCAAUAUUCAAUGUAAACAUUAAAUACGCCAUGACCACCCCCCUUAACUAUGUCUAUGGCCAUGUCAGUUUAGCCAUCCACUGACCACCACUGACAGUUCAUUGGAAUCCCUACAGGACCGUAACAACAACAACCGAUCCACCAAACUACAACAAAAAAUUGUCACAAUCAAGAUGGAAAUGAAAGAAUUUAUUUGAAAAUUGAUGUCAAAACAUUAUUUCAAAUUUUUUCAUUGAGAAUUAUAGAAAAAAUAUUCAUUGAAAUACCGAAUCCCACAUUUUUAUAGUGAUCCCGUUAAAAGUUUUCCAAAACAAUUAUAAAUAUGGCAGAUUUAUUUAAAAAUGAACCUGAAAAUGUAUCUUUUGAAUUUACUGAGCUAGAAGACCAAAUAAAACCUUAUUACAUAGAUAAAGGGGUAAGGCCCAAGGAAAUAAAGAUAGAACAAUGCAAUAAUGAUCUGAAAUUUGAGGUAAAUGAAAAUGCCUUAAAAUAUCAGAUUGUACAUACCGAAGAAAUGGAACUUGAGCCAAAUGUAAUGGAUGAUAACUCAAAAGAUGCAGAGAUAAAUGAAAAAGGUGUUCAUUCUCUAGUUGUAAAGGAUAGUGUGGUUGGUAAUAUGUUGGAGGAUGAAGGGGAGAAGCAGUUCCAAUGCACAAUUUGCUUUAAACAGCUCGCAUCAAAAAACAAUCUCAAUCGCCAUCUUUUAACGUUGCACAAAGGCAUAAAAGCGUUCUAUUGCAAAAUCUGUGGGAAAAGAUUCACAGCAAAAACAUCUCUCAUUAAUCAUGUUCGAUCUCAUUAUGGAGAGAGACCUUUUAAAUGUAAAGAUUGUCCACGGCGGUUCAAUAACAGAAGUGCAUUGAACACACAUACGAGGUUACACACUGGUCAAAACCUUCUAAAAUGUGAAUAUUGUUCUAAACAGUUUACAGGAAACACUCAACUUCAAAUUCAUUUACGUGUGCAUGCUGAGGAAAAACCAUUCAAAUGCACAAUUUGCUCUCGACAGGUCACAACACAGAACAGUCUUAAUCGCCAUUUACGUAACCACAAAGGAAUAAAACUCUUCCAAUGUAGAAUCUGUGGGAAAAGAUUAACAACAAAACCAUCUCUUGAUUAUCAUGUUCUGGCUCAUUAUGGAGAGAGACCUUUUCAAUGUAACGUUUGUCUGCGGCAGUUCAGAAACAACAGUUUAUUGAACAAACAUACAAGGUUACACACAGGUGAAAACCUUCUAAGAUGUGAAUAUUGCUCUAAAGAGUUUACAGUAAACUCUCAACUUCAAAUUCAUUUACGUGUACAUGCCGAGGAAAAACCAUUCAAAUGCACCAUUUGCUCUGCACAGUUCACAACAAACCCCAGUCUUAAUCGCCAUUUGUUCAACCACACAGGAAUAAAACCCUUCGAAUGUGGGAUGUGUUCAAAAAGAUACACAUCAAAAACAUCUCUCAUUCAUCAUAUGCGAAGUCAUUCUGGAGAAACAUCAUCUAUUCAAUGUGAUAUUUGUUCACAACAGUUCAAAGACCAGAGUUUAUUGACCGUUCAUAUGAAGUUACACACUGAUGAAAAACUUCUAAAAUGUGAAUAUUGUUCUAAACAGUUUACAGGAAACUAUAAAUUUCAAAUUCAUUUACUUACGCACAAAGGAGACAAGACAUUUAAAUGUGAUAUUUGCGAUAAAAAGUUCAGUAAUAAUGACGAAUGCAUAUUGCACAGAAGUACACAUACAACAAAUUCUCCAGAACAAGAACAAGGAGACAAGCUAUUUGAAUUGGAGACCAUUGGAGACAAAGAGGACAAGCCAUUUGAGUGCGAUAUUUGUUAUAAAAAGUUUUGGGAUAAUGAUCAAUUCCUCACACAUAAACGUACACAUACCAUUGAAAAUUCUUUUAAGUGUCAAAUUUGUUUUGAGGAUUUUACGGAAAGUACCACCACCUUGGCUACACAUAUGAGGCUGCACACAGAAGAAAAGCUUUUCAAGUGUGACAAAUGCCCCAAAGAGUUCAGAAAAAAAUACCUACUUCAGAGACACUUACGUAGGCAUCUAAAAAAGCACGUUGGAAACAAACCUUUUGAAUGUGAUCUUUGCGAUAAAAAAUUCAGUUAUAAUAACGAAUGCAUACUCCACAGAAGUACACAUACAACAGAUUCUGUAGAGAAUCAGCUAGAUAAGUUAAAAUGUGGUAUUUGUUCCCAAGUGUUUACAGAAAAUGAUCAAUUGGCGCAACAUAAAUUUGUACACAUUGAAGAACCUCAGCAAUGUGUUGUUGAGUCUCUAAAAUUUAAACAAAUAGAUAGUUCUAUUGAAAAUUUACAAUGCAACAUAAAAGAAACAAGUUUCAAAAGUAACAUUUGCUCUGAAGAAUUUUCAGAAAGUGAUCAAUUAACUCAACAUAUGGUGCUACAUACAGAAGAAACAGUUUUGCAACAAAUCGCAUGUGAUAAUAGUUUCCGUAUGUCUCCAAAAACUGGCCAAACAACAGAUGAAAGACAACACCGAGAUUUAUUUAAAAAUAAAUCUGAAAAGGUAUCUUUUAAAUCUACUGAGGGAAAAGACCAAAUAAAACCUAAGUAUCAUUCGAACGAAAUACAGACAGAAAAAUGCAAUAAUGAUCUGAAAUUUGAGGUAAAUGAAAAUGACUUAAAGUAUCAGAUUGUACAUACUGAAGGCAUGGAAUUUGAGCCAAAUGUAAUUGAUGAUAACUUAAAAGAUGCAGAAAGAAAUGAAAAAGGUGUUCAUUCUACAGUUGUUGUAAAUGAUAGUGUGGUUGGUGAUAUGUUGGAGGAUCGAGGAGAGAAGCUGUUCCAAUGCAAAAUUUGUCUGAAACAAUUCAACCAAAAGCAAAAUCUUCACCGUCAUUUUUCAACGUCGCACCAAGGCAUAAAAGCCUUCUGUUGCAAAAUCUGUGGGAAAAGAUUCACAGCAAAAACUACUCUCAUUCAUCAUACUCGAACUCAUUCUGGAGAGACACCUUUUAAAUGUACAAUUUGUCCAAAACAGUUCAGAGACAAGAGUUCAUUGAACAUUCAUAUGAGGUUACAUACUGGUGAAAAACUUCUAAAAUGCGAAUAUUGUUCUAAACAGUUUACAGGAAAUUAUAAAUUUCAAAUUCAUUUACGGGUGCAUGCCGAGGAAAAACCAUUCAAAUGCACCAUUUGCCCUACACAGUUCACAACAAAAGCCAGUCUUAAUCGCCAUUUGUUUAACCACACAGGAAUAAAACCCUUCGAAUGUGGGAUGUGUUCAAAAAGAUACACAACAAAAGCAUCUCUCAAUUAUCAUUUUCAAAGUCAUUCUGGACAGGCAUCAUCUAUUCAAUGUGAUAUUUGUUCACAACAGUUCAAAGACCAGAGUUUAUUGACCGUUCAUAUGAAGUUACACACUGAUGAAAAACUUCUAAAAUGUGAAUAUUGUUCUAAACAGUUUACAGGAAACUAUAAAUUUCAAAUUCAUUUACUUACGCACAAAGGAGACAAGACAUUUAAAUGUGAUAUUUGCGAUAAAAAGUUCAGUAAUAAUGACGAAUGCAUAUUGCACAGAAGUACACAUACAACAAAUUCUCCAGAACAAGAACAAGGCGACAAGCUAUUUGAAUUGGAGACCAUUGGAGACAAAGAAUACAAGCCAUUUGAGUGCGAUAUUUGUUAUAAAAAGUUUUGGGAUAAUGAUCAAUUCCUCACACAUAAACGUACACAUACCAUUGAAAAUUCUUUUAAGUGUCAAAUUUGUUUUGAGGAUUUUACGGAAAGUACCACCUUGGCUACACAUAUGAGGCUGCACACAGAAGAAAAGAUUUUCAAGUGUGACAAAUGCCCCGAAGAGUUCAGAAAAAAAUACCUACUUCAGAGACACUUACGUAGGCAUCUAAAAAAGCACGUUGGAAACAAACCUUUUGAAUGUGAUCUUUGCGAUAAAAAAUUCAGUAAUAAUAACGAAUGCAUACUGCACAGAAGUACACAUACAACAGAUUCUGUAGAACAAGUUUUUAUGGAUCCACAAAAAUUGAAUCUUCAAAUGAAAGUUCAUCUAGACAAGUUAAAAUGUUAUAUUUGUUCCCAAGUGUUUACAGAAGAUAAUCAGUUGGCGCAACAUAAAUGUUGCAUACUACACAGAAGUGUAGUUCAUUCAUUAGGUUCUCUAGAACAGGUUUUUAAAGAUCCACAAAAGUUGAAUCUUCAAAUGAAAGUUCAUCUAGACAGGUUAAAAUGUUAUAUAUGUUCCCAAGUGUUUACAGAAGAUGAUCAGUUGGCGCAACAUAAAUGUAUUCACAUUGAAGAACCUCAGCAAUGUAUUGUUGAUUCUCAAAAAAUUAAACAAAUAGAUAGUUCCAUUCAACAUUUACGAUGCCACAUAAAAGAAACAAUUUUCAAAUGUAACAUUUGCUCUGAAGAAUUUACAGACAGUGAUCAAUUAAUUCAACAUAUGGUGCUACAUACAGAAGAAACAGUUUUGCAACAAAUCGCAGGUGAUACUAGUUCCCGUAUGUCUCCAGAAACUGGUCAAACAACAGAUGAAAAACAACACCGAGAUUUAUUUAAAGAUAAACUUGAAAAUGUAUCUUUUCAAUCUACCGAGGGAGAAGACCAAAUAAAACCUAACUAUCAUUCGAAUGAAAUACACACAGCACAAUGCAAUAAUGAUCUGAAAUUUGAGGUAAAUGAAAGUGACUUAAAAUAUCAGAUCCUACAUACUGAAGGUAUGGAAUUUGAGCCAAAUGUAAUAAAUGAUAACUCAGAAGAUGCAGAAAGAAAUGAAACAGGUGUUCAUUCUACAAUUGUUGUAAAUGAUAGUGUGGUUGGUGAUAUGUUGGAGGAUCGAGGAGAGAAGCUGUUCCAAUGCAAAAUUUGUCUGAAACAAUUCAACCAAAAGCAAAAUCUUCACCGUCAUUUUUCAACGUUGCACCAAGGCAUAAAAGCGUUCUAUUGCAAAAUCUGUGGGAAAAGAUUCACAUCAAAAGCAUCUCUGAUUUAUCAUGUUCGAGCUCAUUCUGGAGAGACACCUUUUAAAUGUAAAGUUUGUCCGCGGCAGUUCAGAGACAACCGUUUAUUGAACAAACAUACAAGGUUACACACAGGUGAAAACCUUCUAAAAUGUGAAUAUUGUUCUAAAGAGUUUACAGGAAACUAUAAAUUUCAAAUUCAUUUACUGGUGCAUGCCGAGGAAAAACCAUUCAAAUGCACCAUUUGCUCUGCACAGUUCACAACAAACGCCAGUCUUAAUCGCCAUUUAUUUAACCACAAAGGAAUAAAACCCUUCGAAUGUGGGGUGUGUUUAAAGAGAUUCACAACAAAAACAUCUCUCAUUUACCAUAUUCGAAGUCAUUCUGGAGAGACACCUUUCAAAUGUAAAAUUUGUCCAAAACAGUUCAGAAACAAGAGUAGAUUGAAUAGACAUUUGAGGUUACAUUCUAGUGAAAACCUUCUAAAAUGUGAAUAUUGCUUUAAGCAGUUUACAGAAAACUGUGAAUUUCAAAGACAUUUAAGUACGCACAAACCAUUUGAACUAAAGACUAUUGGAGACCAGCCAUUUGAAUGUGAUAUUUGUUAUAAAAAGUUUUGGGAUAAUGAUCAAUGCCUCACACAUAAAGGUACACAUACCAUUGAAAAUUCUUUUAAGUGUCAAAUUUGUUUUGAGGAUUUUACGGAAAGUACCACCUUGGCUACACAUAUGAGGCUGCACACAGAAGAAAAAAGUGGCAUGUUACGUACGUAUCCACAGAAACCCGUUGAGGACAAACCUUUUGAAUGUGAUAAAAAAUUCAGUAAUAAUAACGAAUGCAUACGGCACAGAAGUACACAUACAACAGAUUCUCCAGGACAAGUUUUUAUUGAUCCACAAACAUUGAAUCUUCAAAUAAAAGUUCAUCUAGACGAGUUCAAUUAUGAUAUUUGUUCCCAAGUGUUUACAGAAAAUGAUCAGUUGACGCAUCAUAAAUUUGUACACAAUGAAGAACCUCAGCAACGUAUUGUUGAUUCUCUAAAAUUUAAACAAAUAGAUAGGUCCAUUGAAAAUUUACAAUGCCACAUAAAAGAAACAAUUUUCAAAUGUAACAUUUGCUCUGAAGAAUUUUCAGAUGGUGAUCAAUUAACUCAACAUAUGGUGCUACAUACAGAAGAAACAGUUUUGCAACAAAUCGCAUGUGAUACUAGUUCCGGUAUGUCUCCAGAAGUUGAUCAGACAAUAGGUGAAAAACCACAUAAAUGUGAAAUUUGUUUGAAAGGUUUUAAAACAAAAACGUUUUUAAAAAAACAUAUUAAAUUUCAUACUGGGAAAAAAAUUUUAAGGUGUAAAUAUUGUUUCAAAGAGUUUACACAAUUAUCUACCUUGAAGAAUCAUAUGCGAAGUCACACUGGUGGAAAACCAUUUCGGUGCAAAUUUUGUUCUAUGCGAUUCAACUGGAACAAUAACCUAUCGAGACAUUUACAAAACCAUGUAGUUGAAACCUUAGAUUAACGAAACCGGUUUAUUACUUCAGUGCUUAAAUCUAACUCAUGAAACAGGAAUUCAAAUAGUUUUUGUCACUUUUAACGGGGCAGCCAAUAAUGUUACAAUGGCUAAAGAGUUAGGAUGUAUUUUCGACAUAACAAAUUUGAAAUCUACCUUUUUAGAUCCUACAUCAGGCCGUGAAAUUGCAGUAUUUUUUUAUCCUUGUCAUAUGGUUAAACUUUUAAGCAAUACCAUAGGCCUUAGGUGAUAAAUGUGAUUUUUACGUGACGACAACGGUGAAGUUAUAAAAUGGGAUUAUAUAGUAAAACUUAACGAAAUUCAACAACAUGAGGGUGUUCAUUUAGCUAAUAAACUGAGAAAAGAGCACAUAUCAUAUAAAAAUCAAAAAAUGAAAGUAAGAUUAGCAACACAACUACUCGGCGAUUCUGUAGCUGAUGCUAUUGAAUUCUUAAAUGAAACAUUGCAAAUAGAACAAUUUAAAAACUCCGAAGCAACUGUUAAAUUUAUCCGAGUUAUUAAUAAAUUAUUUGGUAUAUUUAAUUCUAGAAGCAUUUACCAUAAGGGAUACAAGCAACCAAUUAAUGAAAAAAAUUACAUUUCUAUUGUAAACUUUUUAGAUGAGACCUCAGAUUAUUUGGAAUCACUUACAUUCAGGAUGGAGAAAAUAGGUAUUAUUGGUUUUUUGUUUUGCAUUAAAAGUUUAAGACAUUUAUAUACAGAAUUAGUUCAAACAAAAUUAUUAGCAUACAUUCCUACAUACAAGCUGAGUCAAGAUCAUGUCGAAUUAUUCUUUGGGUUGAUUAGAUCGAUGGGGGGUAACAACAAUAACCCGACAGUCAGACAAUUCAAAAGUGCGUAUAAAAACGAUGCUGCAUCUUGAAUUAAGAGAUUCACUUAUAGGCAAUUGUAUUCCUUUGGAAAUGAUAUCAAUUAUGAAGCUUUGUGAAAUCAUAAAUAAAUCGUGUAGCAAUGAGAGAAUAGUAGAUGAAGUUGAUGACACAUUGGACGAGAGCAAUAAUCUGUCUGAAAUUAUAUCUUGUAUAAAUGUUUCGGAAUAUAAAAAAGAAGAAAUAACAUACAUUUCCGGCUACGUUGUACGUAGAAUUGCAGCCCACUUAAAAUGUGAGGACUGUAUUGAGAGCCUGUGUGGAGACAGAAAUGAUUUUUUUAUUUCAUUUAUUAAUCAGAAAGAUAAAUGGAAUGCAUUAACUUACCCUUCAACUGAUGUUAUUUUAAUUUGUAGCACUGCAGAAAAAAUUUUACAACAUCAUAUCAAUAUAGGUAAAAGAAUAAAUGUAACCGUUGUAAAUAACCAAGUAUUUUAUAAUCUUUUGGAUAAAAAAACUUUUUGAGGAUAACAAGAUCCAUAUCUCCGAGCAAAACUUUUUAACGUCACAUUUUUCUAAUUUAGUUAAAAUGAUUGUGUUAACCUACAUCAAUAUUAGAAUACACCAUUAUAAUAAAAUUUUAUUAGAUAAUAAAAUUCUCUGUCAGUAAGAGGAUACUAUUUCACAAAUUAACAUUAUUUUCUGGUUGCUAAUAUCAGCAACGUUUCGUUCGCCUAGAAAAGUUCCGGAUAUGGAACAUGAGAUAGAGAGGUUUAGUGGGUAUUACAAGUACAGAGUCUCACACUACCUUAGAGCGAAAGACUAGGCGCUAGGGUGUGCGUAGUAAAUGCAUUCCUCUCUUGAAAAAAAAGUUUAUAAUAUACCUAUUGCUAAUAUCUGCAACACUUGCAAAUUCUAUAUUAUACUUUAAAUAAUAACGUAUUAUCAACGUAUUAUAUUAAUUAUAUUAACGUAUUAUAACGUAUAUUAUUACUUUAAAUAAUAACGUAUAAGUACUCAUAUUAAGUUUUAGUUGUUUUAAGUAAAUCAUUUAAUAAUUAAAUCGCCGGUAUUUUAAUAUUCCAAAAUUUUCCUGAAUACGUACCUGUCACCCCUCCCACCCAUCCCACCCAUUUGUCCCAACUUGGAAUAUUUGGCAGCCUUUGCACAUCUGUUUCUUGCCUGAACGUUAUAUCAAAGAAUACUAACACACCCACUGUGUUAGUAUUCUUUGGUUAUAUCUUAUAUCUUUCGUCUUCGUUAAUCUAAGGUUGAAACACGUCCCCAGGACAUCUCAUUGAAGUAUUAAUAUGUCAACAGAAAGUAAGUCAAUCCAACCUAUGUUAGUAUACGCAGAAAGAGAAUCUUCCCUACUGCUGCAUACUGAAGCAAACAUUUAACAAGAUAUUUAAUGUAAUAAUAGCCAUAACAUGUUGAUGUAAUAUGAUAAAUUUAAAUACAAUUUUAAUAUGAGAAAUAUAAUAUACUCCAAGCUCUCUUCUCUUGGUAUUAAUAAAGGCCCAGGUAUUGACGGUAUACCUCCUUUGUUCUUAAAUAAAUGCAUUUUUAAUCUUUCCAUGCCAUUGUAUCACAUAUUUAAUUGUUCUCUUCAAACUGGUGUUUUUCCAGAUUACUGGAAAGAAAGUUUUCUUAAUAUUUAAAGAUGGGCAUAAAUCUAUUGUUUAUAAUUAUCGUCCUAUUAGCGCCCUUGGUGUGAUACCCAAAGUGUUUUAAGAGUCUGGUUUGUGACUUUUUAACUCCUUUACUCGAGCAACAAUUUGGGUUUAGACCCCGUAGAUCUACUGAGCCGAACCUAUUAACUUUGUAAAUUUUUUGUUUGUCUCACUGGAGAAGGAGUAUCAAGUUGAUACAAUUUACACUGACUUCUCCAAGAGGUUUGACAGGGUGUCUCAUGUAAUGUUGGUCCAUAAGCUCAGAAUGAGUGGUGUUGAUGAACACCAUGAUGAAUGAUUUCUUGGUUUAGCAGCUACUUAUCUAAUCUUAGACAGACUGUAAACAUUGGUAAUUUUCUUUCCAAAAGAAAUCUUGUUCCUUCAGGAGUUCCUCAAGGCCCACAUCUUGGGCAUCUUCUGUUUAACAUAUAAACGAUAUUCACGAAUGUUUUUCCUAGAAGAGAACCGAUGCUAAAGAGAUAUUGAGGGUGAACGACUCGGGCUAUAACGCGUAGAAGAAAGAGAUAGAGAGAGAGAGGGAGAGAACUUGGAAUAAUGCUAACCGUCAACACAAAUAAAACUAAAGCCCAAUACAAGCAAGGAAACAGCGAAACUUGAAAAAGACAAUAAACCUUAUCAAUACUUUUAAAAGAAUGAUAUUGGGACCCAUCAGCGACAAUGGUAUGUGGAGAAUAAGGUUAAACCACCAGUUAUAGUACAUAUACCAAUAUUACAAAAAAGCCCCUAUGCAAAUUAUGCAAAAAUACAAAGAUUGAGCUGGGCAGGUCACCUUAUAAGAAUGGAGAAUGACAGAAAUCUAACGCUCGGUUUCAUCAGUUAAAGUGGACUUUAAAUUUUAAGUUGGUACCUUUAUCAAUGGGUAAAUGUCAACGUUAAAGUGAAUUUUAGUUAAUGUUCACUUAAAGUUGAUUAUGAAACCGGGCGUUAGUGGAACAAUGGUGGGACGUCGGUCAGUAGAAAGACCAACGAAGAGGUGGAUCAACCAAGUGAGAACUGAUACUAAAGAGAUAUUGAGGACGGAUAACUGGAGAACAGCAGCCAAGGACAGAGAUACUUGGAAGCGGAUGCUAGGGGAGGUUAUGGCCCGACGUAGGGGAGAGAGCGAGAGAGUACACAAGAAAAAAUAAAUCUUAUAGGAGAUGAUUAGUUUUCCAACUGAAUUGGUUUGUGGGGUAUGCUCUAUUAUAUAUCUAUGCUAUACAGUGAUGCGCGCGCUAAUAACCGGCAAAAUAGCUCAAAAGAUGGAAACAAAAAGAGAUGAAACUAGUGGAGGUGGAAAUUAUCGUUAUAUAGUGCAGUCACUGAAGGUUUUUACCUUCGAUUUCGUUGAACCUCCAUCGAUUUUCAUGAAAAUUGGUUAGUAAUUAGAGGAUACCUCAAGGAACAAAGGUGACAUGAUGCCAACUUGAGCUUUUACCCUGGGGGUAGAUGCCACCCCUUCUCGGGGGUGAAAAUUAUUUUAUUAACAAUAAUACCAUAAGUCGAUAGAGGGACAAAAUAUAAGCAAAAUUUGUUAUAUAAAGUUAUUAAAAUAAAUCAACACUUUUUGAGUUAUUAAAGACCAAAGAUUUUAUUUUUUCGUAAAAAAAUGCAUGUUUUAAAUCGGUUUUUCACUUAUAAAUCAAAAACUAUAAGCUUUUACAAAAAAGUUGUUAUUACUGAAAUUGAAGAUAAUAAAAAAUUGAAUACAUUCCUCACAUAAAGAACUAAACUAAUGUUAGUUCAAAGUGAGUUAUUGGCAAUUGAAUGUGUAUUUUUUUCGACGAAUACUCAAAUCUAAGUAUUCAAGCCUAAAUAACGGGAAAACGAUGCAAUAUAUAAAAUAUUCCUGCUAAACAUUUGUCAAAGUACUUCAGAAUACCUAUCAAAUGAGCUUCAGAACAAGGUAAUAGCGUCACAAUUAAGUAAGUUAUUAUAAUGAAAAUAAAAGAACCGUUUCGAAUUUUUUAGGAAAAAGUGAAAAAUAAAACAUACGCCAUUUUCACAAAAAUUUAUAGUAAUCCUUACAAGAACUUCUUUAUAUUAGCGUAUCUAAGUAAUGUUUUCGAUAAUUUUGACCGGUUUAGAAUGCAUAUUUUUGAAAAAAAGAUAUAAUUUAAAAAAUCAUAAUUUUUAAAAUUAUUGUAAUUCUCAUAUUCUUUUGAUAAUACUUCAAAAAUACUCAAUAUACGUAAAAAAUUAUAUAUAACUUAAUUUUAUUUUUUUCUGUGCCAAAUAUUUUACCUGUUUUACUAUUUCUAUAGGGUAAAAAAUAACCGAGAUACAAACGUUUAAAUCUUAAAUUUUGCUUUGGGAAUCAUGCAACCGGGGCCAUUUAACCUUUAAUUUAAAAAAGUAAGGAGUGUAAAAGAUUAGGUUCAACGUGCUUAAAUAGCACUUGGAAUUAACUUUCAAACAGUUUUUAGGUGAACCUGAUAUCGUAAACAUGAACGGAGUUAUUAAAAAAAAAAACAAUAACAUUUUUUGGAAAAAUUUUUAAAAGAUAAAUUUUGAAAAAAAUUUGGAGCAUAAAUUUUAACGCUAUCAACAUGUUCGGGGGCUCAUUUGAUAGAUAUUUUUAAGUACUUUGACAAAUGUUUAAUACAUUUAUGUUAUAAAAUGCAUGAAUGUCCCGUUAUUUCAGCUUGAAUACUUAGAGUGUUUUACUCGCCGAAAAGAAUAUACAUUCAAUUACCUAUAACUCACUUUUAGUUAACAUUAAAAGGUUUUACUAGUAAGAGGUUUAUUUCAUCUUUUACUAGCUUCAAUUUUGAUAAUAAUAACUUUUUUGUAAAAACUUACACUUUUUGAGUUAUUGAUGAAAAAUUGCUUAAAAACAUGCAUUUUUCUCAAGAAAAAUUAAAAUCUUUGAUCUUUAAUAACUUAAAAAGUUUUGAUUUAUUUUAAUAACUUUAUAUAACAAAUUUUGCUUGAAAUUUGUCUCUCUAUCGAAUUAUGGGGUUAUUUUUAAUAUAAUAAUUUUCACCCCCGAGAAGGGGUGGCAUUCACACCCAGGGUAAAAGCUCAAGUUGGCACAAUGUCACCUUUGUUCCUUGAGAUAUCCUCUAACCACUCACCAAUUUUCAUGCAAAUCCAUGGAGGUUCAACGAAAUCGGAGGUAAUAGCUGAUAUCCACCUUCAGUGACUCCACUAAUAAAUGUAUUAAUUAACAUUACAUUACAUAGUUUCCCAUCUUUAGACGUCUGUGACGGGAGGACGGGAGUAUUUUAUAGGGCUUUUCAUCGAUUGUCAUUUGUUUCGAGCUUCUGUCAUUAUGUUAUAUAAUCUGUGUAUAAUAUUAAUAUACACGGAUUAUACGACAUAUGACAGAAGCUCGAAACAAAUGACUGUGAAUGAAAAGCCCUAUAAAAUUCUACUGUCACAGUGACAGUUGUCAUACUUCUCUGAUGGCUCUGAUACGUCUGUGGGAAACUAUGAAAUGUUAAUUAACCCUUAAACGCCCAACCUUUUUUAGGUUUCACGUACGCCCAAGGGUGGGUAAAAAAUGUCCACCUCGAAAAUAGCUAAUACAUAUAUUUAUUGAGAGUUGUUGGAAAUUGAUUAAACUUAAGAAUCUUAUGCUUAAUAAACACAGCAUCUUCUAAAAUAUUAAGAUAAACAAUUUACAAACCUUACAACAACAUUAAAAUGUACAUCAAAAUUAACAUACCGGUAAAAACCAGUAAUUCAGAUUUGACGAUUUUCUUCACAUUCUUCUUUCAGCCUCCUCAUUGGCGGAUAAUUAUGUCGAUUAUGUAAAUAUACGUCGAUAAUUAUAUGGAUUGUGUUCCUAUCAACGAGAAAUUAUAUAGAAACCUUUAGUAACAAGUUUUACCAAGGGUGUACUUUUUAUGCCCACCCAUAUUUAACUCAAGAUAUUACUUUUAUUUUCAAAAAUAUCGGUUGAACCAAUUUAGCAUUCGAUAAAAGGCUGUCUUUUUAACAAUAAAUCAUUUUUGGAAAAUUUUUAAACACGUAAUAAAUAUGUUACAAGGGAAUAUGCAUUAGGUGGACAUGUUUUACCCACCCUUGGACGUUUAAGGGUUAAUAUGUACGUUUAUAACGAUAAUUUCCACCUCCACUAGUUUCAUCUCUUUUUGUUCCGCAAUGUAUUAUGUUUUCCAUCUUUUGAGCUAUUAACUUUUGAGCGCGCUAAUAACCGACAAAAUAACGCAAAAUAUGGAAAACAUAUUAAAUUGUGAGAUAAAAAGAAAUAAAACUAGUAGAGCUGUUAAAUUUAGCGAUAGUAACAUAAAUUGACAUUAUAUUGAUUGUUUCCCACCUUUAUAGACGUAUCAGAGAAGUAUGUCAACUAAAACUGUCACUGUGACAGUGGCAUUUCUCAAACUCGUCCGAGACGUCUAAAGGUGGGAAAGAAUCAAUAUAAUAUGAAUCGCUAAAUUUAACACCUCUUCUAGGUUCGUCUCUUUUUAUCUAGGGGGCCGUUCAAGUAUUACGUAACGCAGGUUGAGGGGGGUUAAAAAUCUUCAAAAAUUGCACUACGUAAUACGUGAACGCCCCAUUAAGGUGCGUUACGUAGGGGGGGAGGGGGGUCAAAAAUCUUCAAAAACCGCGUUACGUAAAGACCGCGUCCCACCAUCAAAUAAUUUGAUCAAACAAUUUGAGCUAAGUACUGGAAGUAAGUCAAAGUGACGUCACAAUUGCAGUUUUUUUGAAAUUCUAAAAAUCUGUGCUCUCACUAUCAGUCUAGUUUGAUCAAAUUUUUUGUAUCGAGUUGUCUAAAGGCCGCGUCUCACCAUCAAAUAAUUUGAUCAAACAGUGACAGCAAACUCCGGAAGUACGUCAAAGUGACGUCACAAUUGCAGUUUUUUUGAAAUUCUAAAAAUCUGUGCUCUCACUAUCAGUCUAGUUUGAUCAAAUUUUUUGUAUUGAGUUGUCUAACUUGUUUGUACUUUAUUUAAAAUUAAAAUUUUUCAUUAUUAUCCACAAUUUUAAUGAACACUCCGGAUGUGAGGUCACUAACUGUCACUUUCAGUUUGAUCAAAUUAUUUGAUGGUGGGACGCGGACUUAACUUGUUUGUACUUUAUUUAAAAUUAAAAUUUUUCAUUAUUAUCCACAAUGAACACUCAGGAUGUGACGUCACUUUCAGUUUGCUCAAACCAGUUUGAUCCGUUUGAUCAAAUUAUUUGAUGGUGGGACGCGGCCUGAAUACUUGAACGCUCCUUAAAAACUUGAAUGUUUUCCAUCUUUUGCGUUAUUUUGCCGGUUAUUUAGUGCGCUCAUCACUGUAUAUCUAGGGAUGUGAUUUCAUAUGGACUAGACGUGUUUACGUACGUUAUGUCCACUUUACAUCAACAAUAAAUUGAACAAGAAAUUGACAAAGUUAUUCAAGGCCAAAUUUGACGAGUACAAAAUGUAUGGUUUGUAAAAGAAAAUGAAUGAAUUUGAUGAAAUAGAACAAUUAGAUAUGUUUUAUUUUGUCAAAUUUCUUUAUUUUCUUUUUAUUCACGGCAAAAUUGGAUGUAGAAUUGUGUUUUGUAUAGGCCGAAUUUGACCUUGAAUAACUUGUUGUCAAUUUUCUUGUCCAAUUAUUGUUGAUGUAAAGUGGACUUAAAGGCUGUAUGACACUAUGCAUUUUCUUGUAUCAUUUCUAAUAUCGUUUCUUGUAUACAUUUUCUUGGUAUCAUUUCUUGUACGUACAUUUGUGCCCUGUAUGACACUAUGCAAGUUCUUGUAUCGAAACUGUAUGAAAUUCGGCACGUGAUUGGUCGAAAUUUUGUUUGUCACCCUGUCACGUUACAUUGGUAUGGUAGUACUACGUCUACAGCUGAUUUUAAGGAUUUUAUAAAAUUUACAGUCGAACCCGCUUAUUGGAAUAGCCUUUGUACCAGGCAAAAAUAUUCUUAUAACCGGGAUAUUCUAAUAACCGAUCAUUGGUGGCUAGUCGAAAUAAGUGUACCGAAUAUACGUAAUAAUAUUAUUUACAUACUAUGCCAAUGUGUAGUUUUACAUACUAUGCCAAUAUGUAUAUCAUAUAUGUACACCUACAUAAUCAGUAUAUGUAAAUGGUUUUAGGUCUUUUUACGUCAAUAAUACAGUAGUGUAACUACUACUUAUCUAUGUAUGUGUUAAAUACCAAAUUACAUUAUAUUAUAUAUGUGAA
Messenger RNA from Diabrotica virgifera virgifera (western corn rootworm), 15216 nucleotides. RefSeq names its product zinc finger protein Xfin-like. The transcript has 6 exons. Gene Ontology annotation, biological process: regulation of transcription by RNA polymerase II. The record is from RefSeq and is a predicted model, not a curated record. Gene Ontology annotation, molecular function: RNA polymerase II cis-regulatory region sequence-specific DNA binding; DNA-binding transcription factor activity, RNA polymerase II-specific. Gene Ontology annotation, cellular component: nucleus. Bases 466 to 6597 code for a protein of 2043 amino acids. Lineage: Eukaryota; Metazoa; Arthropoda; Insecta; Coleoptera; Chrysomelidae.